Molecule: messenger RNA, 882 nt
Organism: Fusarium coffeatum
Lineage: Eukaryota; Fungi; Ascomycota; Sordariomycetes; Hypocreales; Nectriaceae
Exons: 3
Coding region: 1-882 (293 amino acids)
Source: RefSeq, a predicted model, not a curated record
AUGCAAAAGAAACAUUGUUACUGCGCUAUCUGCGGCGUACCAUGCGGUCGAGUGAUCGAUGAGAUCUCGGAUGAUGAAUACUCCUAUUGUCCUGACAUUCUCAAACUUGAUGACAUCUACUGGAUGUCCGAUGUCAAGCUUUUGACUGUGAACCGGAAGACUGGAAGGACCGCCACUUGCAAUGAACCCGAGCACGAGGGAGGACGGAAUUUUGGCCAUUGGAGCGAAUCACGCGUCCUGACGCACCCUGAUAACUUUGGAAGAGGCGUUAUUAAAGUAUAUCGAAUUACAAAGGAUAGACCACCCGUCAUUCCUCUGCAUCUUUCUUGCCUAAAGCUUCUUCAAAAAGCAUCAAAAGACAAAAUCAAACUCAACCUUCUCCAUGCAGCCCUCUCAAGGCGAUGUGUAAAGAUAUAUGGCAUGGAUCCCCUUGCUCUGAAUUAUGACUACGGUCAGGCCAAGAGAUUUCAAACAGCCGGGAACUGGCGCGUGGAGAAAUUCUCAGAGUCCAUAGUCAUGGAUCCUAUCGAGGUCGAUGGGACCAUAGUCAAUGGGAUGCUAGAUGAGGCUACCAGAGAUCCGUCUACUGAACCAUCACCAGAAGACGAAUAUUGGAAGAGCAAUCUAUACGGUAAUCAUGGGUGGUUCACCAUGUUCCUCCCCUCUGAAACACAGCUCAAGAAGCGUUCUAUCAACUGGCGCACUCUGCACUUUCUUAUUCAGGAUCUUGGCAACGACAAAGGUCGACAUGAUUCUACCAGGACUCGCCUCCAGUUUCGCAACAGAGCGCGUGUUUGGCUGAGUCUGAUGGAAAAAGAGCGACUGAUCAGUUCCUCCACAGUCCAGAGCAAGAUCAGUCAGUUUUUUGUUCGUCCUCACUAG